CUGGAGCUUGAUCGAGCCCGACGGGGGGAAGCUGGUGGACCUGGUGGUGGCGGAGGGGGCGGCGAGGGAGGCGAAGCGGAGGGAGGCGGAGGCGUGCCCUAGGGUUAGGCUUAACAGGGUCGACGUGGAGUGGGUGCACGUGCUCAGCGAGGGGUGGGCGAGCCCUCUCCGGGGAUUCAUGAGGGAAGCCGAGUUCCUCCAAACGCUUCAUUUCAACUCCCUCCGCCUCGCGGACGGGUCCCUCGUAAACAUGUCCGUGCCCAUCGUCCUCGCCAUCGACGACGCCCAGAAGCGCGCCAUCGGCGACCGCCGCAAGGUCGCCCUCGUCGACCCCAACACCAAUAAGCCCAUCGCCAUCUUAAGCGACAUGGAGAUCUACCAUCACAAUAAAGAGGAAAGAAUCGCAAGAACAUGGGGAACAACCGCUCCUGGACUACCAUAUGUUGAAGAAGCUAUCACCAAUGCUGGAAACUGGUUGAUCGGUGGGGACUUGGAAGUAAUUGAGCCGAUCAAGUACAAUGAUGGUCUUGAUCAGUAUCGGUUGUCACCUGCACAACUACGCGAAGAGUUCUCCAGGCGCAAGGCUGAUGCUGUAUUUGCUUUCCAGCUACGGAAUCCUGUACACAAUGGCCAUGCUUUGCUCAUGACUGAUACACGUAGGCGCCUUCUCAAAAUGGGCUACAAAAACCCCAUUUUGUUACUUCAUCCCUUGGGAGGCUACACCAAGGCUGAUGAUGUGCCUCUUUGUUGGAGAAUGAAGCAACAUGAGAAGGUUCUGGAGGAUGGUGUUCUUAAUCCAGAGACAACAGUUAUUUCAAUAUUUCCUUCUCCGAUGCAUUAUGCUGGCCCAACUGAGGUGCAAUGGCAUGCAAAGGCGCGCAUAAAUGCUGGUGCAAACUUCUACAUUGUAGGAAGAGACCCAGCUGGUAUGAGCCACCCUGUUGAAAAAAGAGAUCUCUAUGAUGCUGAUCACGGGAAAAAGGUAUUAAGUAUGGCUCCUGGACUUGAAAGGCUCAACAUCCUACCCUUCAAGGUGGCUGCGUACGACAAAAAACAGAGGAAGAUGAAUUUCUUUGAGCCAUCAAGGAAAGACGAUUUUCUCUUCAUCUCCGGUACAAAGAUGCGAACUCUAGCAAGAAAUAGAGAAAACCCCCCUGAUGGCUUUAUGUGCCCGAGUGGUUGGGAAGUACUCGUCAAAUACUAUGACAACUUGGCUCCGGGCCACAAGGUGAGAGAAACCGUCCCUGCUUGAAACUUGUACAGCUCUUGGGACUGCUGCAGCUUGAAAACAAUAAAUCCAGUACGUUUACAAGAUGAGCCGACCAAAUAAACUUGUAUCUACAUGCGGCAUAACUGAUGAUUUGUAAUUUGUGUGUCAAGAGGACCUGUCUGUAUCUGUCACAGGUGAUGAUUGUGCUGCCGCAGCACAUUUUGCUAUUGUUGUUGUACAUAAUAGUAUGUGUGCUUGUGGGAUCUCAAAUA
Molecule: messenger RNA, 1482 nt
Organism: Ananas comosus (pineapple)
Lineage: Eukaryota; Viridiplantae; Streptophyta; Magnoliopsida; Poales; Bromeliaceae
Product: ATP sulfurylase 1, chloroplastic-like
Exons: 5
Coding region: 179-1252 (357 amino acids)
Biological process (GO): sulfate assimilation
Molecular function (GO): adenylylsulfate kinase activity; sulfate adenylyltransferase (ATP) activity
Source: RefSeq, a predicted model, not a curated record